Molecule: messenger RNA, 711 nt
Organism: Lathyrus oleraceus (garden pea)
Lineage: Eukaryota; Viridiplantae; Streptophyta; Magnoliopsida; Fabales; Fabaceae
Exons: 2
Coding region: 1-711 (236 amino acids)
Source: RefSeq, a predicted model, not a curated record
AUGGAGCUUGUAAAUCGCGAUGUUUAUCUUAAGGUGACGGUGAUCAUCGCUCAUGUUUAUGAAAAAUAUAGGUAUAUCAUAUCCUACAAAAAGGCAUGGAUUGCAAAGUGUAAGGUAAUUGAGUCUCUGUAUGGAAAUUGGGAGACAUCUUAUAACGAUAUGCCGCAAUGGAUACUGGUUGAUGGAACAUGGUUGUAUGGAAAGUACAGAGGGACUCUGUUGAUGGUUGUGGCACAGGAUGGGAACGAGAACAUUUUUCCAAUAGCGUUCGCAUUGGUUAGAAGUGAGACAAAGGAUGCUUGGAGUUUCUUUCUUAAGAAUUUGAGAACAUACGUUACUCCCCAAGAAAAUUUGUGUCUAAUAUCAGACAGACAUGAAUCAAUAAAGAGUGCAUAUAACAAUCCGGAAAAUGGAUGGCAGUAUCCUCCGCCAUCACACGUCUAUUGCAUUAGACACAUUGCGCAAAACUUCAUGCGUGAGAUUAAAGACAAGGAACUGUACAAAAUAGUUGUUAACAUGAGUUAUGUGUUGACAGAGGCGAAAUUUAACUACUAUCGAGGGGAAAUCCGAAGAACAAAUAAUGACGCUUUAUCAUGGAUAGACAACAUCCCUCGGGAGAAGUGGGCAAAGGCAUUUGACGGAGGGCAACGCUGCGGUCACAUUAAAACUAAUCUGGCAGAAGCAAUGAACUCGGUACUCAAAGAAACCUGA